This is a messenger RNA of Colletotrichum fioriniae, 1071 nucleotides long. RefSeq lists its product as uncharacterized. The record is from RefSeq and is a predicted model, not a curated record. NCBI's taxonomy places the organism in Eukaryota, Fungi, Ascomycota, Sordariomycetes, Glomerellales, Glomerellaceae. Gene Ontology annotation, molecular function: oxidoreductase activity.
AUGGCCGACGAGUCCCAAAAGAUACCAGUGAACGCUUCCGAGGCCCGCCGUCUCGUUGAAGACAUCCUCAAAGGCAAUGGAGUACCCGAAGAAAACUCAAAAAUAGUCGCCCGGUGCCUCGUCGCUGCUGACCUUCGCGGUGUCGACACCCACGGCAUGAACCGUAUUCCUUCCUAUAUGGAGCGUGUCCGCCAGGGUGUGCUCAACGCUGCAGCGAAGCCCAAGCUGAAGCAAGUCACUCCCGUUGUGGCGCACGUCGACGGCAAGAAUGGCUUCGGUUUCGUUGCGGCAGAGAUGGGUAUGGCAGCUGCCAUCGAGUCUGCCAAGACUUUCGGCAUCGGCAUGGCAAGUGUGUCGCAUUCCAAUCACUUUGGCAUGAGUGCGUGGGUGGUGCAGCAGGCUCUUGAUGCGGACAUGAUGAGUCUGGUCUUCACCAACUCGAGUCCCGCGCUCCCGGCGUGGGGCGGGCAGAGCAAGCUCAUGGGUGUUUCGCCGAUUGCUUGUGGUGCGCCGGGGAAGGACAAGCCGUUCAUCCUGGACAUGGCCCCGUCAGUUGCGGCUAGAGGCAAGAUUUACAAGGCCAAGAGAAGGGGCGAAAAGAUUCCUCUAGACUGGGCGCUGGAUGCAGAGGGCCGUCCUACGGAUGACCCCACAGCAGCAUUGGGAGGAGUCAUGCUGCCGAUGGGUGGUCCCAAGGGUUCGGCAUUAGCCAUCAUGAUGGAUGUCUUUUCUGGUGUCUUCUCUGGCUCUGCUUUCGCUGGUCACGUCACUAAUCCGUACGACCCUUCAAAACCAGCGGACGUCGGCCACUUCCUAGUCGCCAUCAAGCCAGAUCUCUUCAUGAGUCUCGACGACUUCCGCGAAAGGAUGGACUACUUGUAUCAGCGUGUUGUUGGGUCAGACAAGGCGGCAGGAGUGGACAGAAUAUACUUUCCGGGUGAGAUCGAGCAGCUGCAACAGCAGGAGAGGGAAAAGACGGGCAUACCUUUGGUACAGGCCGAGAUUGAUGCUCUCAACGAGGAGGCAACAAGAGUUGGCGCUAAGCCUUUGGUAACCCAGAUAGCUGCAUGA